AUGAGGGUCGUGCAAGUCACCGCUGCGGUGAUGGUCGCCGCGGUGCUGGUGGCCGCGGCCUCGGCCCAGGACCAGGCGACGACGCCCAAGUUGUCGUGGAAGGACCGCGCCAAGCUGGACUACCAGAAGCGCUACGAGAAGUACAUCCUGCACAAGAAGGAGGCCGACGAGGAGAACAUCAUCGUCGGUGACGGCGGUUCCGAGAGCAACGCCAUCCCACUGGGCACGCGCAUCAACCUCAGCAGCAACGCGGGCACCUACAACCCCGCGGGCACCGUCUCGGGCACCUUCUCCAUCAACGUGGGCGGCGGCGCGAGCGCGUCCGGCAGCACCACGGCCGUCAACAAGUCCCCCGUGGCGCUGCUGGGCAAGGUGGUGCAGGGCAUCGUGCGCCCCAUCACCUCCAUCCUGCCCGCGCCCCUCGGACCCAAGGGCUCCAACCCGGGCCUCGUCGGCGGCCUGGUGAGCGGCAUCUUCGAGGAGCUGGACGGCGGCCUCAGAGCCAUCUACCCCGUUUCUGCACAGCCUGUUGACUUUCUACUUGGGUCUCUAAUCUAUAGCCUCACGUCCGACGGCGUGUUUCCCUGGUUUCCCACACUGCAAAACGGCAGCGGCAGCAACAGCAACAACAACAACAACAACAACAAACGAAUUCGUCUCCCCGCGCGUCGCCAGUUUGAGACGGGUUUGGAUCGCCUUGCGGCUGUAAAUUGGCACGAUCGGAGAAACUGGAAAACACGCGUCAGAGUGGACGGACAAAGCGACGCCCCCUGCAGCACGCUGUGGUGCGGCGCGGGCAAUGUGGCGCGCUCGGAAGACGACGUGGGCGUGUUCCAGUCGACGGACAGGUGCUGCCGCCAGCACGACAACUGCCCCGACAGCAUCGCCGCCGGCGCCUCCAAGCACGGCCUCAGGAACACGGGCACCUUCACCAGGUCCCACUGUGACUGCGACGAGCAGUUCUACAAGUGCCUGCGCGCGGACCGCAAGUCCAUCGUGUCCGUCAAGGUGGGCACCACGUACUUCAACUUGCUGCGGCCCCGCUGCUUCCGCGCAGUCAACCCCUGCGCCGGCCCCGGCUCCAGCCCGUCCGCGAGGACCUCGAACUGCACGGCGACGUUCCGCUGGUUCAACAACCGGAUCUUCUAAGGAGGGCGGCCCGUGGGGCGGCCCGUGGCCCGCGCUCGCCCCGUCGCACCGUGUGACUUCGGAACGUGCCCGGUUGGACGGCGACGCGGCGCGGCCACCGCCACAGCUGCUACGAGUGUUUUCUAGUUUGCGGGCGACUCGCCCCAGUCUAGUUGUUGCUGCGUAGAGGGUGGCGCCGGUCAAACGAGUCAUUUUUUCUCCAAGAAAGACACACCAAGGAAGACAUAGAGUUAGUUACCAAAAAAGAACAAAUCCUAGCUUGUUAAGGCGAUAUUUAUUUUUCUACUAGAGUUAUUUAAAUUAUAUAUUAUUUUUUGAAAAGUUUAUCAAAGUAUUACGAAGGCUUUAAGAGUAUUUAAUAUUUAAAAGGAAAGAAACUUUAGUUUUGCCAGUUCCUAAAUGCUAGCGUAGGACUGUCGGCUGUGAAACAUCGGCGUGAAUAAAAUACCUCCGCAAAACCAAAA
Molecule: messenger RNA, 1613 nt
Organism: Thrips palmi
Lineage: Eukaryota; Metazoa; Arthropoda; Insecta; Thysanoptera; Thripidae
Exons: 6
Coding region: 1-1149 (382 amino acids)
Biological process (GO): arachidonate secretion; phospholipid metabolic process
Source: RefSeq, a predicted model, not a curated record